GGAGGCGUCGCUUCCCGCUGCCGGCCCGGGGCGAGCGCAGAGCAGGUCUCCCAAGUCCAAGUCCGGCGUCUGCUGGCCCUACGGCCGCGCGUUCUUCCCCGGGGCGCCCUACCGGCCCCACGGAUGCCGGCGCUAGAAAGAAAAGCGGCGCUUCCUGUCCUUUUCCUAUUUGCGGGACAGCCUGACCCGCUUCUAAGGGACGAGCUUGGGUCUGCUGCCGAGCGCGACGUUGGCCCAGCCCGGACAAGGAUAGGGGAGCAAAAGUCAUGGAAAAGCUAUUUACAGCCUCUCCAGAAGUUGAUUGAACGCCCCAAAGAAUCUCAAAUCUGAGACACUUCUGCUUUGAGGCAUUUGGGGAAGAGGUGCUCACAUGAACUGCUACCAACGUAGUUCACCAGUAAGGUCUGCUGAUUUGGGCCCUACUUUAUUGACAAGACCUGGACAACCAACACUUACCAGAGUGCCCCCACCUAUUCUUCCCAGGCCAUCCCAGCAGACUGGAAGCAACAAUGUGAACACGUUCAGACCUGCUUACAGUUCAUUUUCUUCUGGAUACGGAGCCUACGGAAAUUCAUUUUAUGGAAGUUAUAGCCCUUAUAGUUAUGGAUACAAUGGUUUGGGCUUUAACCGUCUCCGUGUAGAUGAUCUUCCUCCCAGUAGGUUUGUUCAGCAAGCUGAAGAAAGCAGCAGAGGUGCAUUUCAGUCCAUUGAAAGUAUUGUGCAUGCAUUUGCCUCUGUCAGCAUGAUGAUGGAUGCUACUUUUUCAGCCGUCUAUAACAGUUUCAGGGCUGUGUUGGAUGUAGCGAAUCACUUUUCCCGGCUAAAAAUACACUUUACAAAGGUUUUUUCAGCCUUUGCUUUAGUUAGGACUAUAAGAUAUCUUUAUAGACGGUUACAGUGGAUGAUGGGUUUAAGAAGAGGCUCUGAGAAUGAGGACCUGUGGGCAGAAAGCGAAGGAACUGUGGCCUGCCUUAGUGCCGAGGACCAAGCAGCCAACUCAGCAAAAUCUUGGCCAAUAUUCCUGUUCUUUGCUGUUAUCCUUGGUGGUCCUUAUCUUAUCUGGAAACUUCUAUCUACACACAAUGAUGAAGUAACAGACAACACCAACUGGGCAAGUGGUGAGGAUGACCAUGUAGUUGCAAGAGCAGAAUACGAUUUUGUUGCCGUGUCUGAUGAAGAAAUUUCUUUCCGUGCUGGUGAUAUGCUAAAUUUAGCCCUCAAAGAACAACAACCCAAAGUGCGUGGUUGGCUUCUGGCUAGUCUUGAUGGUCAAACAACAGGACUUAUACCUGCAAAUUAUGUCAAAAUUCUUGGUAAAAGAAGAGGCAGAAAAACAAUAGAAUUGAGUACAAUGCCCAAACAACAACCGUCUUUUACCAGCCCAUCAUUAAUUAAAGGAGUCACUACCACCAAUUCUUUGGAAGAACAGGAAGCUGCCUUUGAAUCUGUUUUUGUUGAAACUAAUAAGGUUUCCAGUGCACCUGAUUCUACAGGGAAAAAUGGAGACAAACAAGAUCUUUGAUGUGUUUCAUGUUUGUGGGCAGGUGAACAAUAUUUUAGAGUAUUUUUAAAAAUUAUUUCUUACAGAGAAAUUAAUUUGCAGUUGAAUGAAAGCAUUUGCUCAUGGCUAUGCCGGGCGUUCUUCUGCUAGAAGUUAUGUAGUCACACGCUAGUUGCUGGUCGAGUGAUCUGGCUACACUUGACUGUCUCGUGGACCAUGAGGACGUUUGCUUCACCUAGCUUUUAAGACUAUGGAGAUAGUUGUCAGCUCCAUCUUAUCUCAAUCCCUAGGCUUAUUGGAACAAUAAAUUUGAUGAACAGUAGAACACACAAGUUGCCUCACAAGGGAUCAUUAAUGCUUUUUAAAGUUCUGAGUUAGUUGACUUGAAGUCUUCAAAAAUUGAGUGAUAACAUCUACUUAUAAGAACAGACAAAAGGCUAAAUUUUUUAACCUUAUAAAUAAACUAAAUAAUAAAAAUUUUCUGAUCUGUA
Molecule: messenger RNA, 1992 nt
Organism: Mastomys coucha (southern multimammate mouse)
Lineage: Eukaryota; Metazoa; Chordata; Mammalia; Rodentia; Muridae
Gene: Pex13
Product: peroxisomal biogenesis factor 13
Exons: 5
Coding region: 371-1522 (383 amino acids)
Biological process (GO): protein import into peroxisome matrix, docking
Cellular component (GO): peroxisome; peroxisomal importomer complex; peroxisomal membrane
Molecular function (GO): protein binding
Source: RefSeq, a predicted model, not a curated record